Messenger RNA from Procambarus clarkii (red swamp crayfish), 621 nucleotides. The record is from RefSeq and is a predicted model, not a curated record. Lineage: Eukaryota; Metazoa; Arthropoda; Malacostraca; Decapoda; Cambaridae.
AUGGUUAAGAAAUCUGCCGUGUUCACUUCCAAACCCACCGUGUUCACUAACAAACCCACCGUGUUCACUAACAAACCCACCGUGUUCACUAACAAACCCACCGUGUUCACUAACAAACCCACCGUGUUCACUAACAAACCCACCGUGUUCACUUCCAAACCCACCGUGUUCACUUCCAAACCCACCGUGUUCACUUCCAAACCCAGCGUGUUCACUAACAAACCCACCGUGUUCACUAACAAACCCACCGUGUUCACUAACAAACCCACCGUGUUCACUAACAAACCCACCGUGUUCACUAACAAACCCACCGUGUUCACUAACAAACCCACCGUGUUCACUAACAAACCCACCGUGUUCACUAACAAACCCACCGUGUUCAUUAACAAACCCACCGUGUUCACUUCCAAACCCACCGUGUUCACUUCCAAACCCACCGUGUUCACUAACAAACCCACCGUGUUCACUAACAAACCCACCGUGUUCAUUAACAAACCCACCGUGUUCACUUCCAAACCCACCGUGUUCAUUAACAAACCCACCGUGUUCACUUCCAAACCCACCGUGUUCACUAACAAACCCAACGUGUUCACUAACAAACCCACCGUGUUCACUCACUGA